This is a messenger RNA of Carassius auratus (goldfish), 4268 nucleotides long. Its product is annotated as mitotic interactor and substrate of PLK1. The transcript has 5 exons. NCBI's taxonomy places the organism in Eukaryota, Metazoa, Chordata, Actinopteri, Cypriniformes, Cyprinidae. The coding region runs from base 961 to 3669 and encodes 902 amino acids. The record is from RefSeq and is a predicted model, not a curated record.
GUUGCUCGUUUUUCUUUAGCUGAAAUGUUUUGUGAGAAUGAAUAGUUCAGCUUGUUAUGCUAGAAUACAUAGCUUAUAUUAUUUGUUCAUUUGAAAUUUGUGAGAUCAUUUCUCAGAGACACUGGAUAUAUAACUGCCUAAAUAAGACGAGAACAGAGUUACAUGUAAACAGUAGAUUAAAAAAGUAAAACACUGUAACUUAAUAUACAGAUUUCCUGAAGUAAAAAAAAAAUUUGAUCUCAGUAUUAUAUAAUAAUGCAUUUCUUAAAUGCAUUUUAUGGCAGGAAUGUUUCCUCUUACAGCCAUUUUACUGUGACUGUAGGUUAAAGGUUGAUCAGGUUGAAUACGGUUAUGUAUCUUACGAUAGUUUUUUAUAGAGCACUUUGAUCUGUCUGAAACAAAGUGAAAGAGUGAGAUUUUAUCAACUUUUUUUGUGUACUCUGUAUUACAGUGGACAUCUAUCAAAGCAUGUCUGUUCUGUUAUCAGUGGUUGUUUUAUUAUCAUGAAAUUGCAUUUACCUGAAUAUGAAGCUGUAAUUCAGUGAACAUAUAUUUAAAAAGGUUUUAAGGAUAUAAAGGCUCACUGUAGCAUAAUUCCAUGACCUUGUUUUGGUAAUCUUACUUCUGUAAAGCUACAGUAUAUUUUUCAAACACUUUUUGGGACACCCCUCAAACAGUCUGAGCCAAUCAGGAAAGGCAGAUCGGUGGAUUCCAGGAAACAGGCCUGCUGUCAUUUUAUCAGCAGUUCACAGUUCACUAAGUCACACACGGACACCAGUGACAGUGAGCAAAACUCCCUCACAACUACGUAAACCUCUUCAAAGCGGCACACAGUCUUAUCUAUUGUUUUUGAUGCAGUACUCAAACCAGAUAAUGUUUUUCCCCACAAUGAUAAAUAUAUUUUUCUUUAAAAUGGAGUAGCACAUGUCUCUUCAAUAACGUGAGAGACAGGCAUCAACUAUGUUGGUCAACCCAUAUGAAGCAAGCACUCACUCCUCAGUAGAGGAGCAGGCUGUAAACCAUUCCCAUUCUUCUCUGAGACCUCCACUUCCCAGGCUUGCCCAGAACCAUCCACCACCCAGAGACCCCAUGACUAGCAACCCAAAGCUUUGGGUGAUAAAGCCCCUCUCCCCUAAGCUAGAGCAGUCAGAUUUGCGCUCGAUAUUAAGCCCAACUGGCCAACCACAGUUGCUAGAAAACACAUGCAGUAGCAGUCAGGACAGCGACUCUUUCGGGUUCAGCUUGGAAAGUAUAACAGUAACAGGCAUGCAGCCUACUGUGAUGGUGUCAUCUAGGAGUAGCACUCCAGGUGUGGUGGUCCAGGCUCGACAAGUGGCUGUGUCUGAUGAUGGAAGUGACAGUGAAGACUUUAGGCCCAGUACUCCAAGCAGUACAGGCUCAUAUGUUGGAUUCUAUUCCUUUGUAGAUGACCCAGCAAGCCCAGAAGCUGAGAUGAAUGAAGUCUACAUGGUUUCUCCACAAAGGCAGGCCAAACUCAAUACCUUGAAGGAGAAGAGCACCUUUAAGCUACAGACGUACACAGAAGAAAAGAGACCUGGAAGGCUAUUUGAAGAAACUAACGGAGAUGACUGUUACCAAAUUGAGGACACCUCCACAGUCAAUGAAGACAAGGAAAAUCCAGACCGAAUGGAGAUCAUCCGGAAUCAGGCACCCAAAAAAAGCCCUGCUCUUAAAAGUCAGUGGAGUACCUUAGAAAAUCUGGACCUCAGUAGCACUCCGCAAAGGCUCAUGGAUGGGUUUAGUUUAAACUACAAACCAGUGAGUGUAAAGACUGAACAAACCAGGGUUGAGUCUAGCACUAUAGACAGUGAGCAAAUUGACUUCAACGCAGCACGAAAGCAGUUUCUAAUGAUGGAACGAUCAAAACAGAAUCCCUUCCUGCAGAGUACUGAGCGCCCCCCUUAUUCCCCCAAACUGCGAGGAAGGUCUCUAUCCUCAAUAGCCAGCAUCUUCAAUCCAAAACAAGUAAGCAAAGAGAACAGCAUAGAUGAGAAUCAGAUCGCACUAGUAACACAACAACAAGAAAUAGAAGUAAAGACUGUAACUGUGACUGAGGAUUCAAAUAAUAAAGUUCCAAGUGGUGCCUUCGAGGACAUUGACUCUGGUCUUGGUGAACGAAGUGGAGGCUAUGCCAGUGAUGGUAGCAUUUCGAAUGAUCCUUCCAUUACAGAAAAGGGAAGUAGUUUGACAAUGAUAAGUGCAGAGGAGACUCCCAUUCAAAGGGAAAUUAGAAUUGCCCAACAACGGGAAGAGAGUCUACGUCGAUUAAGGGGUAUUUUGCACAAAGACAAUUCAGAGAUGGUGGAGAUCAGGAUAAAGCCAAUUCUGUCCCUGUCAUCUUCACAGGUGAAAGCUCCCAAAACCAGAGAACAAAACAGAGUUAGUUUCCUUAUUCAGCGAGAGCGUGAGAAACUGCGACAGAUCACAAACAGUGUUUCAAGCCAUGAUACCCAAGAGAACCAAGUACAGGAAAAUAAGAAGUCAGUUGAGUCAAAACCGGAUGAAAUUCCAGUCACAUCUUUAAGGGCAAGUAUAAGCAAAAGUCCCACAACUGAUUUAGAGCAAAGCACAGUCUCUGCAGAUGACAUGUGGAUUUCAAAGCAACCUGCACUAGUAGAAGAAGGUGACGUCUUGGACUCAAAAGAAGAUCUUUCGCCUUGCUGUCCUCAUCGACAUCCUGAUGAAUCUAUCCUUCAGAGAAACCCUGACAGCAGCACUUUUAGAAACCAAUUAGGUGCAUAUCCUGAGGACAACAACCAUUCUAAAGUAAGGGUUCAUAAAGAGAAUGGUGUUGAGUGCCAAAUCCCUAAUCUCAGAACAAAGAAAGGGCCAUCCUGGUUUAUGGAAAAUGACAACAGCAUGUCAGGAAAGAACAGGUUCCACUUUCCAAAUACUCCGUCCCCACUGGAACCUGCAAAAUCUAGUCGGUACACUCCUACCUGGCAAACUCACCUUGACUACACCGACUGGAGUCCCAAAAUCCAGAAUGCCCCAAACAACAUCCGUCAGGAAAUCGAAGAAGACCUCAGACGAGAACAAGAGCUUCAAGAGCUGAGAGAGUCCAGUAGUCAGUCUUUCUCAGUACCCAACUCUGCAUUAGUGAAUCCAGCGCUAACUUCCUCUGAACCCAUGACCCCACUAGCCAGUGAGGAAACUGUGUUUUCACCACAAAAUCCACAUGGGAACAUGGCAGAACUGGAUUCGGUAUUUCCAGAAAAGAAGACUGAUUAUAGUAAUCCUUAUUCCUGGAGUCGGGACACUUCUCAAUUAUCCACUACAGAUAAAGGUCCACAGUUGUCCUCAACUCGACCCAGUUUCAGACUUCCCUCUAUGUCAAUUAUGACACCCCAGCCAUGGGGCAGCCCAAAACCCAUGUCCCCAACUGUUUCCCGAGCACCCCCCGUCAAGCCCUUGAGCGCACUUGCUGAACUGUCAUCGCCUUCUUCCCAGAAAGGACUGACUGAGACGCUGCUAAAGGACUUUGAGGACAGACGGAUCAAACUAAAACUGGAAGAAAGUGCAUACGCUGGGAUCCAACCUAUCGACGCCAUAAACAAUGAGGUUGUAGAGGCCACCCGUGUAACAAGGCAUAAAAACCAAAGAGCCCUACAGUGGGAGGCGGGCAUGUAUGCCAACCAGGAGAGCUAAUGAAUCAGCACAAACAUAACAGGAUGCACAUGAGAAAUCAUCUUCAGACGAGAAUGACUGGGUUUAAUUCCACUUUGCACUUCAAAGCACCACCUCUCCAUAUAAAGUCAAUGAAGAUGAAACAUGGACAUUUCUUCCAUUUCAUUCACAGUUUAGCUGGAUGUUCUGAAUUGACUGGCGUGGUGGAAAUAGGUAUAGGUGUGGAGAGCAUUUUACCUGCUUGGGGUGAAUUGUAAACUCUAGCACACUGGAUUAUGAUAAAUUUCUUUAUCUAUUUCUCCGCCAGUACUAACAUUUAACUACUUUCCUUAAUACUUAUAAAAUAUAUAGGCUACAUGGUCAUAAAAAUCUGUCAACUGACAAUAAAACAUAAAACUGUAUUCCAGUUUAUUAAUCUUACUAACCUUAAAAUCCUCAGUGCUUUAAUGGAUAGACCAGUUUGCCUUUAAUAUAAGGAAUAGAACCAAACAAACAAAAAAAGUAGAAUCACAGAGUUCCUACACAGAGAGGAGAGGCCAUGAGAUCUGGACCUGGACAUGAACUCAUUAACACAUAUGCCUGUUGAUGUGGUCUUUAUUUUGAAAUAACGUUGAAUAAUU